UUCAUAUACCAGGAAUACGAGCCUUGGCCAAGGGGAAUCCUGAAUCCGGAUGAUUUCUAUGGUAGUCGAUGGGACUACAAUCUAAGCCGAAUUCAGAGAUCGAAAAAAUCGGUCGCGUGAGUGGAAAGAUCAGCAUUUGCAGAAAUUGACCACCAUCUUGAAUGCUGAAGUGCCUGUUCUCAUUUCGAGGGACCAACGUCGAUAGUCGUGUUCAGCAGGUACCAAUUAGUACAAAAAACCUUGUCAAAUAUUGUCUGAAAUGCCCCUAUAGGACUCGGAAGCUUUGAAAAGCGAACCAGUCUAUUAGGAGUAUACCUAAUACCCUCUGUACGUUCCAGAAAAGGUUCAAGUUUUCGGGAGGAAGAACUGAACUGGAACUGGAACACAUUCUAUAUAAUUCUUCACAAUUCGUUUUGGCUGAAAGGUAGCUUUGAUAAUGACCUUUCAACUUGGAGAUCAUAGGUACCUAAUUAAAUUAAAGAUGUAAUUAGUGUAGAUGAGUGCAGGGCAGUUACCUACAUAUUUUCUUGUACCUCUUGACCAAUACUUCAUGCUGGUUCAUCUUUAGGUGCGUAUAGUAUUUGAGGAGGAUAUAUACUUUGUAUCUAUUAAUCGAACGAAGACUGAAACGAAGAGCUAUCGCUGUUGGUAGUAUCUGGAUGCAUUAUAAUUGUGUAUAAACUAUAGUAAGAUUUCAGAUUAAUUAAUUUUUACAAUUUGGGGCUGCGAUAAUUAUUGUAAAAAAAUUGUGCGCAACUGCGGCUCUUUUGAUAUUGUUCCCAAGAGGGUCCCCACGUGUCUGUAGCCCUCGUAACAAAAAUGUGAAAAGCACAUCGCCCCGCUGCGUAUAUCCCUUAAAGAAAUCCCUCGUAAAGCGACGCUCCAGUCGAACACUGAAAUUGCGCACUCCUUAGUGCCUCUCUGAUGGGAGGCUGUAAAGAUGGGAAACACGAAACUGUAUUGCGUACGAUUGCCUAGUUGACAUUAAAUUGGAAACGGUACGGGAGAAAGAUGCUUUUGUGUCCACGAUAUUGAAUUAAAAUAAGUAAGAAAUGUUGUCGGCGUUUCUGAAAAGUGUUGACUGGCUUGUUGUAAUUCACGCGCACAUCUUAACGAAGGAAGGCUGUUGCACCUGGUUGCUUCGCUUUUAGUUCAAUUCGUUCAAUGGAGAUACUUGUAUCGUAAUCGUCGUAGAUUCGUGAAGUGCGAUACAAAUAAAACAAAACAGUAUGUCCUUAUUAAUCGUCGUCUAAUUGCACAUUUGCAGUUCUUCGCAAUUUCCGCAGCGUUCGCGCGUUCUAUAAAAAUUAAGUGAAAGUUUUAGUUCCGCAUUUUUAAGAUGCGAUUUAGUGAAAAAUUCUUGCCAGAGUGAGGAUAGUUUUUGAUUUACAAUUACAUACUGUAAUGAACAGUUGGACGUCUAGCUGUAAUUCUGCUCAUAUGGCCAGUAAUCUCAUGAGAUGGUGGAGGAGUAAAUUUUAUAAGGGUUACAAACCCUUUACAGUGGGAACUAACGUAGAACCACCCGUAUCUGAUUCAGAGGAAUUGUUGGGAAUAAGAAGUAACGAUUGCCGCAUUUCAUGUACCACACCACCCCUAGCUCCUCCUCAUUCCAGCACUACAUCUUUACCAAUCAUUUCUGAUUUACAACCGCCACCCGAAGAGAAUGGAGCACAUCGUCUAAAUUUACAGGAAUUCUCGUGCAACGUUUCUCUCGAGGAAGCACCAGGUCCAAAACUGCAAGAUAGACAAGAAUUUUCAUUCACUCUUUACGACUUUGAUGGUCAUGGAAAAAUAACUAAAGAUGAUAUUUCCGGUCUAGUAACUACAAUAUAUGAAGCUCUCGGAUCAUCGAUAAAGGUGCCGCACUGUGGAAGUAAAACAAUUAAAGUCAAAUUAACUGUUUCCCCUGACCUACGGAAACAUGUCAGUACAUCUGUUACAAACAAUCAGCCUACUGUUGAGGAUAAAGCGCUAGACAAGAAACUAAAUCUGAAUGUUACUAUAAAAAGUGAAGCAAAUGAGAAGAAAAUUAACAAAAGUCUUGAGAAUCGGAAACACUAUUGCUGUAGGAAGUUAAAUGAAGAGUUUGAACCAGCAGUUGACAAUUCGGACGAUCAUUCCGAUCUGUGCAGUAGAAUAUCUACAGAUGCUGUGGAAAUGGAGGACGGCUGUGAUGGCUCCGAAGAGUACGUUUGUAAGGGCACACCUGAGCAAAAUCACACUAAAACUACGGCCUCAGAUGAUGUCAAAAAACAUUGCAAAAGUUUUUUACACACAAAGAAAGUCAAGAAAAGAAACAUUCAAAAACAUGAUGAGCUUGAACUACAAACGAAUAUGGAUAGUAGUAACUCAAGUUUUUAUAUGAGCAGAAAACUCGGCAAUGAUCACAGUAAUGUUGAGAAUAAUCAGUCGCCCCAACAAGACUUUAAACAUCAUCGACAUCGUCACAAUAAAUCGGGGCACUCAGACAAUACUCCUCUUCAUUGUUUAGCUAACGUAGACCCCACACAUUUUUACGUUGAUUUAAUGGCAUUGCAGAAUAACACUCAAAUAUCUAACGGCGAUUGCCAUUAUGACAAAUUAGUGGAUGCAGUGAUGUGCGUUUCAAAUAAAAAACUGUACGACUGUUAUAAAAAACAUAAUAUGAAAAACUGUGAUGUUUCUUCUAAUGCUCCAUUUCACUGUCGGCUAUUAGAAGGUAAAACGAAUAGUACAAAACAUGUAAAUAAACCUAUUAAAAAACAAAUGAAAAAACAAAGUGACAUUGAAACUACACCAAAACAGAGCGUAAGAAAAUUGCCCCGUGUUGUAGUGGGUCAUACUUCAUCUCCGCAUCAUUUGCGACAUCGAAAUCGGCAAGAAGACCAAGCCAGGGCGAUGGCACAGGUUGUUCGAUGGUUGGAACAAGAGUUUUCAAAUAACCUUUACACUAAUAUUGGAGAGGAUAAGACUAAAAUGGGUAAUUGCGAAGAAACAGGCGCCAAACAGCACUCUUGUGGGACGAUGAAGAAUCACAACAACUGCUCAGAAUAUCACGAGUACCGCCACGUUCACGAACACAUCCACCACCACUAUCAUCACUAUCAGGAAUCCUCAGUGGUAUAGCAGUUAAUCAAUUUAUAUUUGUUACUUAUCUCAUAGCAAUUAAACCAAAUAUUAUUUGGCCACGUUUAAUUACAAAACAGAAGUGCCUCGAUAUUGAAACUAUUUUUAUAAAUAUAUAUAUGUAUACAGAUUUAUUUUCCUAAUCAAUUUUUAUGUGGUGCAGAUCACGUCGGUAUAUACAUGGUAAUGUAGCCACAUUUUUCGAGUUGAAACAUUAUAAAAGCGCGGUAGUAUUUAUGCAAUGUUCCAUAAUCUUUAAUUUAUGUGAACUAGCUUUUUAAUUGAUUUGUAGACGACUCCUUUAAUUGUUAGUUUCCAUAUUUUGAGUUGUAUUUGUAGUAAACCUACAAUUUUACUACAAAUCACGUUCUCAGUAAAAUUUUCAUUCUGAAUAUGCCCCGAGUUGGGUCCUCUUUUUUGACUUUAUUUUUAUUAUCAAUUGUACAAUAUUUGAAAAUGUGUUACGAAUCCAAAAUUUAAUUUGCUCAUCCCGUCCUCUUCCGCCUGUUCAAAAUUGCAGCGGUACUUUAAUUUUUUUUUUCAUUUAUCUUCGCAAACUACAUAGGCACAAGCGCCAAGUUUGAUCAUAUUUUUUCUCAUUUGAAAUUGUAUAAAGCUACAGAUCAUAAUAUUUAUAUUAAAUGAAAAAUUAUAAACAUAUUGAAAUGUUUAGUGAACAUGUCGGGUUAUUUCAAAGUUUUUUAGAUUAUUUAUUGUGUAAGGACAACAUUUAGAACUCGAGGUUAGAUAAAUCUGAAACUUCUUAUAUACCCAAUGAUACUAUUAUACGCCAGUUCAAUUUAACUUUGAUUAAUUUCAUAUUAUAAAAAGUUUGAUGAUUAAUUUAUGGAUGUUUCACAUAAUAUGAUGUGGUUUACUAGUAGAACCCUUCCGAAUAUGUUGCCAAAUCUAAAAUUGAGAUAAGUUUAAAUGUUUUGUAUACUUUGCCCUGAUUAAGGGUUGUAGUUUGGAAUUUACUCUGGUGUUUGAUAACUCGAACCAACCUAACUUUAAAUGAGGCAUUUAGGCUUAGUGAAAUUUCAAUUUGCUGUAAGACAGCACUUCAAGGAUAAUUAAUUGAUCGUGAAACGGUUUAAUUUGAUUCUUAGGAUAUUUGUUAUACCAAUAUGUUACCUAUACAGACGAAUUUAUUUAUAAUUUACUAAUUUCUUUUCACUAAUUUUGUACCUAUGUUAUAUUACAAUCUUGCCAUAAUUAUGUAAGUACUUAACCUUCCUCAAUUGUACAGAGAAAAGUGUAUUUAUUUAGUAUGGAUCCGUCCUGUAUAUUCAAUUGUAUUAUAAUUUAGACAAUAACAAAAUAGACUGUGCACAUUGUAUAUAGUUGGCAUACUUUACAUAUUUUGUAAAACUAGUCUGCCAAACUUGUAAUAAAAUAUGCGAAAAUUAUUUUGUUAUUAUCGUAACAGGGCUCUGUAUAAAUUAUGUACGCCUAAAUUUUAAUAUUCACUUUUAAAAAAAAUUAUAUUUCUAAAAACACUUUUAAUUUAAAGGUGUACAGCUUUUUGACAACACAACUUUGGCGUUUUCUGUAUUGUUAGUUAAUCAUCAUACUCCUUAUUUAGAAAUAUAUUUUUAAAGUAUUUAAACGUACUACCUCUAUUACUAAUACGUAGCGUAAUAAUAUGUGAUGAAUGUGUGAAGUUUUUGUAUUGUAGUGGUUUUUGUAAUGUUGCACACGAUUACUCAAUUA
Messenger RNA from Photinus pyralis (common eastern firefly), 4821 nucleotides. Its product is annotated as protein naked cuticle. The record is from RefSeq and is a predicted model, not a curated record. The coding region runs from base 1405 to 3108 and encodes 567 amino acids. Gene Ontology annotation, cellular component: cytoplasm. Gene Ontology annotation, molecular function: calcium ion binding. The transcript is spliced from 6 exons. Gene Ontology annotation, biological process: negative regulation of Wnt signaling pathway. Lineage: Eukaryota; Metazoa; Arthropoda; Insecta; Coleoptera; Lampyridae.